Molecule: messenger RNA, 396 nt
Organism: Zea mays
Lineage: Eukaryota; Viridiplantae; Streptophyta; Magnoliopsida; Poales; Poaceae
Source: the annotation of a RefSeq genome assembly
AUGACAAAAGAUGAGACUCUACUAGUCUUCACUCUUGUGGUUUCCUCGGUUUCUAUUUUCUUAUUCGGGAUCUUGCUUUUCAUGGUUCUCAUCUCUGCAACUCGCGAUUUUCGCGAGAGAACCAAAUCCAAGUUGGUGAAGAUCAUGAUUUGGGCUGGCAUAGUAGUUAUUACCUUUGCAAUUGCGGUUCGAAUCUAUCCGAUCUUUAUCUUUUUGCUCAAAGAACGAAUAAAACCCCUUGUUGAAGCCCUUUAUGAUAAGCUUCCCUGGAUCUGGGAAGUUUCUCUUUCACGGUAUUGGGAUCGUUUGAUCGAUUUCCUUGAUCGCUACUUAUGGGCGUGCGCUCAAAGGAUACAAACAGGGAUUCGCAAACAAAAAGGGGAAGGGAAUUCGUAG